AUGACCGCGUCCCCUCUCCUCUUCCUCGACCCAGCAGCACCCGCACCAGCGCCCAGCGGCACGGCCGCGAGCCGCGACAGCAGCAGCCCGGCGCUGGACUUCCUCACCGCCGUCACCGAAGAGGACCAGCGCAUCCAACAGGAUGACGACGACGACGACGACGAAGAUGACGGCGGCGGGGAGGACAUCGCGCGGCUCAUGGCGCUGCUCGGCCUGUCACCGCCGCAACCGCAGCCGCCGGGGGGCGGCGACAGCAGCAGCCGCGACGACGACGGCGACGGAGGCGGGUGCGACUGCAGCGGCGCCGACGGGUUCCUGGCCAAGGUCGUGGGCGUGGUCGGCCCCAAGUGCGACAGGGAGAAGGCGAGGCUGGACGCCUGGAUCCGCCAUUACCACCGCGGGGAAGGCGGCGGGUGCAGGGAGCCCGCGAGGCUGGCGCACCUGCUACUCGCCAGGGCUUCCGCCGACACGGCGGCCGUUGCGUUUCCGGCCAGCGUCAAGGACUUCUUGGACCACGAUCCGCCGCCACUGCAGUUGACGGACGAGUCAAAGUGA
Miscanthus lutarioriparius is the source of this 555-nucleotide messenger RNA. NCBI's taxonomy places the organism in Eukaryota, Viridiplantae, Streptophyta, Magnoliopsida, Poales, Poaceae. The record is from the annotation of a GenBank genome assembly.